CCUUGGUAUCACCUAAAUAAAAGGGGCCAAGAGUGGCCUUGUGUCAGAGACAAUGGCAGGGCAGUGGAAGGUCUUGGUGUUGGUGGUGGCCUUGGCUAUGCUAGCCUGCGAGGCCCGUCGCCUCCUGAGGUAUGAGGAUAUUGUGGACCUGGCCUUAAAGGCAUACAACAAAGGUCAGCUUGGAAAGCCCCUCUUCCGUCUGCUGAAUGCCACCCCGCCAUCUAGUCAGAACCCGAUUGCCAGCAUCCCACUCGAGUUCAGGAUUAAAGAGACAGUGUGCACCUCCACCCCGGGGAGACAGCCUAAAAACUGCGACUUCCUGGAAGACGGGGAGGAGCGAAACUGCACGGGGGAAUUCUUCAGAAAGUUGCAGUCAACCUCCUUGACCUUGAGCUGCGACAGGAGCUGCAGUAGAGAGGGUGUCCAGAUGGGCAGUGUUGCUGCUUACGUCUCCCAGGAGGACAAGCUCAAAGAUCUGCCCCCUAAGAUCAGGGACAUUUAUGACAACGCCAAGUAUGACAUCAUCAACAACAUCCUGCGUAAUUUCUAGGGCUGGCAAAAGAGAGAGAGGCUCUGCCUGCCUCCUACGAGCACAUUUUCCUCCUCCACUAUCCAUCUCCCUCUGCUGCCUUCAAGACCCGACCCUGCUUUCCACACUUCCUAGAACAGCCCCCUCUAGAGUAACUCCAGCCCCCAAAGCAUUCAGACCUUUGCACACUUGCUUCCGUCUGCUGGGACUUUUUGCCUUGCCCUGUAUCUGAAACUUAUUCUUCAGGGCCUAAGCUCAAAAGUCCCCCCAGCAGGCAGCCUCCUUCCUCCCUCACCCAGAACAAAGUGUCCUCCUCCCAGGUGCUCACUCACAACCCUCAGGCCACCUUGGUAUCACUUGCUGUGUCCCCAGCCAGACAACACUGCAUCUAUUUGCAUCACAGCUGGGACUCCCCAGCCAGUUGCAAGUGGCUGUCGAAUGAAUUUUUCGAUGAUGCACUCCUGGCAUCCCAGGAGAACAGUUUCUUUCGUACAAGGCCCUUUGUACUGCUGCUUCCUGCCCAGUCACUGUGCCACCAAAUGCCCUUUUACAUGUCCAGAUACCUUAACCAGGAUGUGUGGGUGUGGGGUGUGGUCAGACCAUCUUGAAACCUGUAAGAGGGGUUCAAUAAAGUGCUU
Meriones unguiculatus (Mongolian gerbil) is the source of this 1167-nucleotide messenger RNA. Its product is annotated as neutrophilic granule protein-like. Gene Ontology annotation, molecular function: cysteine-type endopeptidase inhibitor activity. NCBI's taxonomy places the organism in Eukaryota, Metazoa, Chordata, Mammalia, Rodentia, Muridae. Gene Ontology annotation, cellular component: extracellular region. The coding region runs from base 53 to 550 and encodes 165 amino acids. The record is from RefSeq and is a predicted model, not a curated record. The transcript has 4 exons. Gene Ontology annotation, biological process: defense response.